This is a messenger RNA of Thunnus maccoyii (southern bluefin tuna), 19152 nucleotides long. RefSeq names its product Usher syndrome 2A (autosomal recessive, mild) (gene ush2a). The coding region runs from base 644 to 17632 and encodes 5662 amino acids. NCBI's taxonomy places the organism in Eukaryota, Metazoa, Chordata, Actinopteri, Scombriformes, Scombridae. The transcript is spliced from 94 exons. The record is from RefSeq and is a predicted model, not a curated record. Gene Ontology annotation, molecular function: protein binding.
GUCUGAAACCCAGACGCAUCCCACGUAGGUGGGGGGUAAAGCAUUACUAGCAGGCAGGGGGUAAUUAUUUAAAUCGCGUAUUAAUGCCUUGCUGUCACGGACAAUCUUUAGUAUUCUGUAACAGAUGCAAAACGGAUAUGUCGCACUGUUUGUUCUCAUGCCGCCCCCGCGGCUCUCAAGUUUGCGUUACUUGGUCCACAACAGUGUAACGCUCCAUCGUCGUUACUUUGUGCCCAAUAUCCUGCCGCCUCUGCUCUGCGCUGCUGGCCAGAUGGCGGCUCGCUGUAAUCUCCUUAACACCGCGCGCCGCAUGUUCAGAAUGAGGUAAGACAGGAAGAAAAAAGAGGAGCCUCGUCAAGUAAAAUUGUACUGGCAUUCAGUCUAGGCUAGAACAACGGAUAAAGUCAUGUUUGGAAAGGACUAUUUUUUCUACUGGAGCGGCGUCUGCUGUCGCUGACAGACAGAUUGUGAAAUCCUACCUAUCAUGUGAAGGCUUUGGUUGUGGUUCGUGUGUGAGGAUGUGUGUGUGUGUGGGGGUGCGAGGGACAGAGACAGUGUAACGGAGAGCUAAGCUUCGUAGCCUCACCCCGGGGGCACUGGCCUGUAAAAAGAAAUGUCCCUGUAACCCUGGAACCAUGAAACCAUGACAGCCAUCACUUAUUCAAGCACUGCUCGAAGACCUCCGAAAGAAAUCCAGGUUCUUGAACAUCCCUCUGCCUCUAGGAAUGUUCCAGAACCCGUGUCCAAGAGUCUAGAUCCUCGGAACAUGCAGGAGCAACUGCAGAAUCAGAUUCUGGAUUCUUGUGGGGUCAAAGGCCGGAAAUGGUGUGAAGAGAAAGAAGGCCGGAAAAAUGAAGGAGGAAAACUGCAGAGGAAGAGACAAACAUGGGGCAGAGGAGUCAGCAAAGAAAGGAUGAAGAGAGGAGGAAAAGAGCAGCGAGGCAACAGGAAAGUUGGAAAAGAUCGUAAAGGAAGCUGGGGAGAAUGGGUGGACGGGAAGGACAAAAGUGAGACAGACGUCUCUGGGAUUCUGUCAGUAGCUGAAAGAGAUGAUGAGACCAAGCAGAGUGAGAAAUGGAUGGAGAAACGCAAGAGCUGGUCUGCCUUUUUGUGGAAGUUCCCCUUGAAGAACGGCACUGCGGAAGAGAUGAAGAAAGAGAAAAACAUGAAAGGGAUGAGGCAUCGUCAUAUCUUCCUCUGGUUACCUCUCUUCUUCCUCAGCCUGUGUCCAAAACCUGCUUCAUCACUGGGACACUUCCCACGAAUGGAGAACAUCGCUGCCUUCAAACCUGUGUCCACCUCUCCGGCUCGUUCCACCUGUGGGCUUCCAGAGCGGAGCAGCUACUGCCAGUCAGCCUCCUCACAGACUGAGCUGCUGAUGUGCUAUCAGGCCUUCUGUAUCCAGGAGUGUCCUUAUAGAUCUUCUACACCUCCAUACGCCCCACUGCUACUACCAGCACACAGGGGUACUUGUGUAACUGAAGACACUAAUGACACUCGUCCUGGGAUUCAGACAGAGUAUGAGACUCGAACCACCUCCGGCUCAGACAGGGUUUCUAGCAGAUCCGGUAGUGUGAUGUUUCGGCCAGUCCAGCAGGGAUGUCUGGUCUCUCCCCCCUCACAGAAUCUGGGAGCUUUAGGAUCCCUCACCCUGGCAUUGUGGAUGAAACCAAGCUCUCCUGGGGAGAUGAUGCUGCUGGAGAAGAGCUCAGGGCAGAAGUUAGUUUUUUCUGUGACCGUGUCUGAGCAGGUGGUCACCCUGCGGUACGGUCAGUCCAGCAGUCAGACUCUUCUAAUGGUCAGCUUCAGAACAGAGGGACGACUUGCACCGGAGAGGUGGACGCACCUUGUUUUGCAGGUCCACGAUAGACGUGUUAGUCUGUUUCUGAAUGGCCUUGAGGAGGAUGGGACACCAUUUGACACAAAACCUCUGACCACCAGACUCUAUGACAUCAGCGAGGACGGUGCCAUGUGGGUGGGACUCAGCUCUAACGGGUCUAAUCAGUUCAUUGGGCGGAUGCAGGACUUUAGAUUUUAUCCUGCCACUCUGACCAACAGGGAAAUAGUAGAGGUGUACUCAGGUGUCCUGCCCCAGCUCCAUUCCCAGUCAGAGUGUCGAUGUCCUCCCAGUCAUCCCAGAGUGCACCCUUUAGUAGAGAGAUACUGUAUUCCCAAUGCUGUUGAGGACACCACCAAUGACAGAGUCUUAAGACUGAACCUUAAUGCCCAUCCACUCAGCUACAUCAAUGAUCAAGACAUGGGCACCACAUGGCUUUCUAAGAUCAUGACUACACAGGAACUGGAUGAAGGAAUCACUAUUACAGUGGAUUUUGCUAAUGGACAGUACCAGGUAUUCUACGUUAUAGUUCAGUUUGGUGGCCUCUUGCCUGAGUCAGUUCUGAUCCAAAGACGAAGGCUCGACCUUACUGACCAGCAGAGUGGCACCACCACAGAACAGCCCUGGUUGGACUGGCAGUAUAUUGCCAAAGACUGCAGUGUGUUUGAAAUGCAGAACAACGGGCCUUUACUGAGACCAGACUCAGUCAACUGUCUGCAACUACCCAGUGACGUGCCCUACUCAGGAGGUAACAUCACAAUCAGCCUGCUGACCCCAGGACCAAACCUGAGGCCAGGCUAUAAUGACUUCUACAACACUCCUGAACUUCAGAAGAUGGUACAUGCCACCCAGGUCAGGAUACAUCUUAGUGGACAGUACCAGACCAGAGCAGCUGGGGUGAACCAGCGACACAGAUACUAUGCCAUCAAUGAGAUCACCAUCAGUGGCAGAUGUGAGUGUCACGGCCAUGCAGACCACUGUGAUACCAGUGUGGCUCCCUACCGCUGUCUGUGUCUACCUGAGACCCACACAGAGGGAAACAAUUGCCAGCAUUGUAUGCCGCUCUACAAUGACAAACCAUUCAGGCAAGGUAACCAGCUCCAGCCAAUGAGCUGCCGACCUUGCCAGUGUCAUGGCCACGCCCACUCCUGUCAUUACGAUGUUCGAUCUGACGACCAACCAGACGAGCACUAUCGAGGAGGAGGAGGCGUCUGUGACAACUGCAUGCACAACACCACGGGUAAAAACUGUGAGCUGUGUAUAAGUGGGUUUUUCAGGCUGGAGGACUCUGAUCCCACUUCAGUUUAUGUGUGUCAGCCCUGUAACUGCCACACUGCUGGAACGGUCAACGGCAGCAUCGAGUGUGCCCAGGUAGCAGGUCAGUGUAAGUGUAAAGCUGCAGUAACCGGUCGUCUUUGUUCAGACUGUUUACCUGGGUGGUAUGGUCUUCAAGCCUCCAACCCAAAGGGCUGCAUCCGCUGCAACUGCAGUGACAUUGGCGUCAUCAGCAGCUCAACAGUAGGAGUUCCAAGCUGCCAUCAGGACACUGGACAGUGCCGGUGUAAACCCCAUGUCACAGGUGUUUCUUGUGACCGCUGUGAGUUUGGUUAUUGGAACCUGUCCCACCCAGACGGCUGCAUCCCAUGUGACUGCGACCCCUUGGGUUCCCUCAGCCCGUACUGUGAGCCUGAGGGGGGGCAGUGUGAGUGUAAGCCCGGGGUUGGGGGGCAGCGCUGUGACUCAUGUGGCAGUGGUUUGUAUGGUUUAAGACUGGAGGGAUCCUGUACUCCCUGCAACUGCUCACAAGAGGGGACAGUACCUGGGACAGACUGUGAUCCUCACACAGGACAGUGUGUGUGUAAGGAACAUGUGGAAGGCCAUCACUGUGACACUUGUCGUCAUGGUUACCACACCCUAGAGCAUCGAAACUCCCUGGGCUGUCUGCCAUGUGUGUGUGACAUCAGUGGCACUGUGCCAGGGGGUGUAUGUGAUAUGUGGACCGGACAGUGCCCAUGCAGAGAUGGGGUGGAGGGAGCGCAGUGUACCAACUGUGCCCACAACUACUAUAACAGGAGUUCAGACAUCCACAAGGGGUUGUCCCAGGGCUGCGUACCAUGUGUCUGUGACCCCAGAGGAACAGUGGCAGGGUCAGUCUGUGACAGCUCUACAGGGCAGUGCGUUUGUAUACCAACACGCUAUGGAAAGGACUGCAGUAGCUGUCGACCCGGCUUCUACCUUUCUACAGAUCAGAGUAUGUGUGUGGAGUGUGACUGCCAUCCCAUGGGAGCAUCACAGCGUGGUUGUGAGAGCCAGAGUGGACAGUGUGCGUGUGCCCAUCCCUCGGUGGGAGGGAGACGCUGUGACCAGUGUCGUGAGAUGUUCUUCGGAUUCAACCCCGGCCUGGGCAGAUGCCAGCCUUGUGAAUGUGACCCAGUCGGCAGUGUCAAUGGUUCAUGUAAUCCAGACUCAGGAGCGUGUGUGUGUAAGCUGCUAGUAACUGGAGACAAAUGUGAUGUAUGUCAAGAAGGAGCAAGUCAUUUGCACGCUGAGAACCACUAUGGCUGCAGUAAAGCGCCCUCUCAGCAACCUGCUCCAGUAGGUUUUGCUCUCAGUUAUUCCUCCAUUAAUCUCUCUUGGCAUCCGCCUGACUCUCCAAACUCCAACAAACUCAACUACACACUCAUCAGGGACGGACAGUCAGUGCACAGCAUCCAGAGUCACUAUCCUUUCAGCCAUGAAUCAUUUGAGGACACCGGUUUGUUUCCCUACACCAACUACUCUUACUGGCUUAUAACAGCUAAUGUAGCCGGUGUGACAAUAAGUGCAUCUGCCUCAUACCAGACCUUAGGAGCACCGCCCGAAGCAGACCAGCUCCAUUUAAACCUUGUGGGACGACCAGGUCCAACUAGUGCUAGCUUUAACUGGAGCUCACCACGAAAUGAUACAGGCCCAGUGGAAAGGUUUGUGUUAUCCUCCACAGAGUCAUCUAGCGGAGCAAAGCCUGUCAUCCACUACACAGGCCUCUCUACAGAGACUGUGGCAAGUGGUCUAAAGCCCUUCACUCAAUACACUGUCAUACUGGAGGCAUGUUCCUCUGGAGGUUGCACUUCUACCCUUCCCUUGUCUCUUCUGACAGCCUCUGCUCCUCCACAAAACCAACCCCCACCUAAGGUCACUGCUACUGGACCGCAUGCACUGCAUGUUUCAUGGGAGCCUCCCAGUCAGCCAAAUGGCGUUAUCACAAGGUAUGAGGUCUUUUUACGUGGACCAAUGGAAUCACUGAACUUUUCAAGUCCUGCUGCUGAAAAGAGAGUGUUCUCCAGCAUUGGUUGGCUGGAUCCAAGUGUUUCCCCCGAAGCACCACUAACCAAUAGGAGCAAGGCCUUGCCCCCUGAGAGCAGUACCACUGUAGCAGGGCUGCAGGCCUUUUCCACCUAUCAGAUGAGAGUGAUGAGCAUCAAUAUGGCAGGGAGUGUCACAUCAGGGUGGACAACUGCACGCACAAUGGAAGGAGUCCCAGAGUUUAUGGCUCCUCCAGAAGUGUCUGCACUGUCAUCCACCAGUCUCAAGGUUAGAUGGAGCUCCGCUGAGGGUGACGGGGUCAUUGCCAGAGGACCGGUCGCAGAAUAUCGGGUCAACUUGCUCACUGAGCAGACCAACAAUCCCUAUGCUCCUCCUGUUGUUAAUCAGGUCUUACAUAGAUCAGGACCAUCGUCGCAGCCUGUUUAUUUGGUUAAAGGACUGAAGCCUUAUCAUGUGUACAACUUCACUAUUACAAUCUGCACAAAGUCCGGCUGCAUUACCAGUCUACCAAGCUCAGGACGGACCCUACCAGCAGCUCCAACAGGAUUGUCAUCACCUCGAUUACAUCCAGUAAAUGAAACCACCAUUCAGAUAGACUGGGAUCCCCCAGCCCAACUCAAUGGACCUCACCCAUUAUACCAGGUGGAGAGGACAGAUGUCUCUCUUUCUGACCCACAAGGUCCUUUGGUCAGAGGAACCAGGUUCCCAGGCAACAGUUACUACCAGUUUCCCAGUGACACCCUUCCUGUCAACAGUGACUUCACAGGUGUUGAGUUGAGUUUCAAGACUCGAUCCCCGGAUGGCCUGCUACUCUGUGCCCUCUCUCCAGGAAAUCAGGAAGAGUUCCUGGCUGUUCAGAUAAAAAAUGGACGCCCUUACUUUUUGUUUGACCCACAGGGCUCAGCGGUGGCUGUGAGUGUACAGGGUGAUGGAGGGCGCCGCUACAAUGAUGGACAAUGGCACAGCAUCAUAGCAACAAGGCGAGGGGCCGUGGGAACAAUCGUUGUAAACAAUCAAUACAGAGGUAGUGCAUCAGCUUCCAGCGGCAGCACCAUUAUUGGUGAGAACACGGGGGUGUUCAUUGGAGGGCUACCUGAAGACUUCACUCUGCUAAGAGAGGAUUCAGGUGAUGCCCGGCUGAUGCGACAGGGUUUCUCUGGUUGCCUCAGAGACGUGAGUUUUAAGAUGACUGACAGCCCCUCAGAGGAAUGGAAAUCUCUGGACUGGGCAAAGGCCACUAAGAAGAUGGCAGUGUAUGAAAGAUGGGAGGGAUGCCCUACUCAAACUGUGGAUGGAGCCCAUUUUCUGGGUCAUGGUUACUUGGAGUUGAGCAAAGACGUGUUUAGUGGGGGAGAGGACUUUGACAUUUCUAUGGAUUUUAGAACAGACCAGCUCAAUGCACUUUUGCUCUUUACAUACAACACACAAACUGAGGACUACAUGCUGGUGGAGCUGGAUGCCGGUCUCCUGUCCUUCAUUUUUGCCUGUGAAGGUCAUGUGACUGAACUCAGCAUGUGGGUGGGGCUUAGCUACUGCGAUGGAGACUGGAAACAGCUCUUACUGGCAAAACGUGGCUAUGUUAUCUCUGCUGCAGUCAAUGAUUGGGCAGAAGAGACAAGGGGAGUGGGAGGAGCAGGGAGGCUGAGAGUUGACACACCAUUAUACGUGGGGGGUGUGCCCACUGAGCUCAUACAUCCAGCUCUGGACAGCCGAAGUCACAAACACGGUCUAGGAGGUUGCAUAAAGGGUCUCACCAUACGAAGUGAUGAAACAAACCCUCCUGUCAGUCAAACUGUUAAUCUCUCUGCUGCCUCCCGCCGUUCUCUUAGAGUCUACUUAGACGGCUGUCCCACCAGUGAAAGCCGCUACAACUGCAGAGGAAACGAUUCAGUAUUGGUCUUUACUGGGAGAAAGACACAAGCCACAGAUUAUAGUCUACAGCCUUUCACUGAGUACUUGUACAGGAUUGUGGCCUUGGCUGCAGGAGGUUGGGCAGCAGGCCCUUGGCAGAGAGGACGCAGCAGAGGUAAAGUACCUGUGUUUGUACCGCCUCCUAUCUCAGUUCAGAGUUUGGAUGGUUUCAGUGCCAAGGUGAGCUGGUCUCCACCCACAGGUGACAUCAGAGGGCUGAUUGACAGAUAUGAGUUGAGAGCCUACAAUAGAGACCAGGCAGAGGCACCAGCUAUCAAAGCCAUAUACCUGGCAAAUGGAAAUUUCACAGGUGUGUUGUCAGGUCUCACUCCCUCCACUCGAUACAUUGUCACUGUAAGCGCCUGUAUUCCUCUUGGCUGCGCAGAGAGUCUUCGUAACGACAAUGGUGAUGAUAAUGAUUUGAGAUCGAGCCUCAGAACCCCGGAGGAAGCUCCAGAUGCAGUGUCUCCUCCAGCUGCAGUCUCAUCCCCCUCAGCUCUCUAUGUUACUUGGGAACCUCCAGCAAGGCCCAAUGGAGGCAUUACAGAGUACCUCCUCUAUCACAACGACCAAACGGUCUACAGGGGGAAUGACAGACAACACAACAUCACUGGUCUAGGUGUGUAUUCCACCCACGUGUUGGUACUGAGUGCAUGUACUUCUGUGGGCUGCACCAACAGUUCACAAGUUACAAUGUUGACCUCUCAGCUUCCUCCUGGGCCUCUACAAGCACCAACUCUUACCCUGCUAGACUCGCGGACUCUUCUGGUUGAGUGGUCCCGGCCCUCUCAGGUCAAUGGUGUUUUGGAGUUCUAUUCCAUCUUCCUUUCACAUGGCGGGUUAGAGCCUGUGUUAGCCUACAACAGCUCAGGAAUUUUUGAAGACCACACACUCCGCAACCUAACCCCUGGAACAGCCUACACUGUCACACUGGCUGCCUGCACAGGAGGUGGAUGUACCUUUAGCCCCCCCAGCCAGACGCAGACUGAGGAGAGCACCCCAGAGAAUGUUCCUGCACCGCUGGUCACUCCUCUGUCCCCCCAUGCACUCAACGUCAGCUGGACACGUCCUGAUACUCCAAAUGGCAUUAUAACCAGUUACGGUCUCUGGCUGGAUGGAGUUCUUAUUUUAAACUCCAGUUCCUCCCAGAGGUUCUUCUUGGUGAAAGGACUCUCUCCAUGGAGCCGACAUGUACUCAGGCUUCAGGCCUGUACUGCACGUGGCUGUGGCAAGGGACCAAUGGUGGACAUGCGUACAUUAGAAAUGGCCCCAGAAGGCCCUAUAUUCCUGGAGCUGACCAAUCACAGCUCUCGAUCAGUCCGUGCCCGCUGGACAGCCCCACCCAGACCAAAUGGGAACCUCAGCUACACACUGUACUAUAAAAGCAAAGAUGGUGAUGGUGUGUUGGAUGGAAGUACAGCUGCGGGCAGCUGGUUGUCUGUGACUGACCUGCAGCCUUACAACAACUACAGCUUCUGGAUCAGAGGUUGUAACACACAGGGAUGUGUGGAGAGCCUGCAACUCAAUGUUACUACGCCCCCAGCAGCCCCAGAUGGAUUGUCACCUCCGAGGCUGGCCCAUGCAACUAGUGUCAGUCUGAAUGUAUCUUGGUCUGCCCCUGCUCAUUCCAACGCACCAGGCCCUCUUCGCUACACCCUGCAAAUGAGAACAUUGCCACAGAGGCCUGUGAAACGGCUCUUGGAAAACGCAACAGAUACCUUUUCCUAUUAUUUGGAGGGCCUGUCACCAUACACACAGUACCUGUUCAGAGUGGUGGUUUCACACACACAUGGGCAAACAGCUGGCCCCUGGGCAACCUUGCGCACCGCUGAGGACAGUCCAGGAGCAUUAGACACUCCAGCUGUUUCAGGGCUCCAUCCUCGUAGUGUGACAGUUACCUGGGUUCCUCCCUCCCAACCAAAUGGCAUCAUCACCAAUUAUACCCUCUAUCUUCACCCAAGCUCUAUCUCUGCUUUAGAUUCCAAACACAGCUCAGUCUUCAGCCCCAGCAUGAGCCUCAACUCAAGCUUAGGUCCUAACCCAAGCCCAGCACCCAGCACUGAGGGUAGAUACCUCUACUCGAGGCAUAACCUCAGACCAACAUCCAAUGUUACCACCCUCAGCUCAAGCCACAUCUCCAUAUCUACUGUCAGAGCACACACUAAUAACCCUUUCUCAAGCUCCAGACCUGGUAUCUCAGAAGACAACCAGAUCGAGUCCAGUCGUGUAAACAAUACAAGCCGAGGCCCUGGUUUCAGCUCAUUCCACCACACUGAACCGAAUACCAUCUCCAAUGUAAACCCAAGCCCCAGCCUCUUACUGUCAAACCCAGAAUACAAUUCAACCAGCUUGAAUACUGAUCAUUUUAUAAAACAAGACCCAAUCCACAGACUCAUCUCCCAUUCCUUUAGUGCUGCUUCAGAUUCAAGUUCAUCCCCUCUAUCAGCCACAGUUCCAGGGAACACAACUAGCUACACUUUCCUCGACCUACUUCCAUACCAGACCUACAACCUCCAGCUGGCAGCCUGUACCAGUGCGGGUUGUUCAGUGUCUGGGACAUCUCAGCACUUUCAAACCCUCCCAGCUCCCCCUGAAGGGCUCCCUGCACCUCACGUAUACUCUGACACACCCACUUCUGUUCUCUUGUCCUGGGGUGCACCAGAGUGGAGCAAUGGACCACUGGAGCGGUGGGUGAUUGAGCGCAGAGUUGCAGGGACCAAACAAGUCUCCACAGUAGGCUAUCUUCCACCUGACCCUCCCCCUCUUUCCUUCCUGGACUCUUCAUCAGCUCUCAGUCCCUGGACUAGCUACCAGUAUCGACUUGUGCUCCAUAACCAGGCUGGCAGCACAACAGGACCCUGGGUCAAUAUUACCACCAGACCUUCUCGGCCAGCUGGUCUCAGUCCACCAAGGGUGAAUGUCUUGGAGCCAGAGACACUCCAGGUCAUAUGGUCUCCUCCUCUUAUUCCUAAUGGGGAAAUCCAUGGCUAUGAGAUCCGGCUCCCAGAACCCCGCAUCUUCCAUGACAGUGGCACUGCAUCUGAGCUCAACGUCACAAUAACAAACCUGAUUCCAUAUACGAACUACAGUAUCACUGUGUUGGCGUGUUCCAAGGGAGGUGGACAGGUUGGAGGAUGCACAGAAAGCCUGCCCACUCUAGCUACCACAUUACCUGCAAGCCCCCAAGGCCUUGCACCACUGUCAGUAGUGGCAGUUAGUGAGUCCUUCCUGGCCAUCUCUUGGCAACCACCAAGCAGGCCAAAUGGACCUAACAUCAGAUACGAGUUGCUCAGAUGUAAAACCUACCAGCCCCUGGCCAUCACCACGGUCCCCACAGUAACAGCCACAUCCCCUCCCCCUUCUGAAGAUCUCCAUCGCUGGCUCCAUGUUUACUCCGGCACCAAAUUGUUCUACCAAGAUAAAGGCCUAAGCAGAUUCACCCGUUACCAGUACCAGUUAGUGGUCCAUAAUGACAUGGGCUACUCUUCAGGAGAGAUAGUUACUGCAAUGACCAUGGCCGGGAUUCCUUUCCAUCCUCCAUCUCUGUCGGCCCAUGCUAUCAAUCACACUGCUGUAAAGGUCAACUGGACACAACCCUCUUUGCACAACCUGCAAGGAGAGGUGGAGUCUUACUUUCUCACAAUAGACUCUGCCCUCUCAAGUCAAAAUAUGGUUUUUCACCCUGAGAUCAUCUCCACCGUGAUAACUGACCUUUGGCCCAGCACCACCUAUUUGGUGUCAUUACAGGUGUCUAACGGGGCACAUAAUACAACUAAGGCAAUAGUUAACGUCACGACAAAGGAUGGAGAGCCAGAUGGGAUGUCUGCCCCGGAGGUCGUUCCAGUUAACAGCAGCACCGCACGUGUGCUCUGGUUCCCUCCUCAAUGGCCCAAUGGAGCAAUUACUGGUUACCACAUCUACGUUAACGACCAUCUUCAUGGCAGUGUAGACAACAGCUCAGGGUCCUACCUGCUGGGGGACCUACUGCCUUUUACUGUCUACAACAUACAGGUGGAGGUGUGUACUGUGUAUGCAUGUGUGAGGAGUAAUGUUACUCAGACAACUACUGUGGAGGACCUGCCUGCUGACUUGGUCACACCUCACGCACAAGUGGUCAGUGCCAGGAUUGUGAGGCUGGACUGGUCCCAUCCAGGCAGACCCAGUGGGAUCAUGCUGGGCUAUGAGGUCUUAAGACGGACCUUGAGGUCAUGUGUUAGUGGAUCAGCAGGGGUCACGUCCUCUGUGGGGGAAGAAUCAGGAGGUGCAGGUGGUGUAAGGUUCACAUGUACCUACCUGCAGUGUUCUGCCACUCAUAGUGUGUGUGGGACAUCCUGCUUCCAUCCUGACGUACAGGUUUGCUGCAAUGGACUAUUGUACACAAAGGAGCCACAUCAUCAUUGCUGUGAGGGCAGUUACCUGAGUUUCAUUAAUUCCUCCAACCCAGUCUGCUGCAAUGGCAAACUGCUCCCACCUCUCCCUGACCACCAGUGCUGUGGAGGAUACUAUGUUCAUGUAAAAGCCAAUGAAUACUGCUGUCCUGACCACUCGCAGGGCCGGGUCUCAGUGGGGCUGGGUGACAGCUGCUGUGGGGGAGUUCCUUACUCCACGAAAGGCGGCCAGCUCUGCUGUAGUGGGAGCCUCCAUGAUGGCUAUGGGGUCCAAUGCUGUGGAGGCCGAGUUGUAGAUGAUACACUGGUGUGCUGCGGUGAUGCUGAGAGGGAGGAAGUGCAUACAUACAUUCCAGGUUUUGUCUGCUGCGGUCCUGACUACAUAAACUCUUCAACCUCUCUUUGCUGUGUGGGCAGUGACGGAUUUCCUACAAUGCACCCUGCUGGCAAUGCCACAGUCACACUGCAGUGCUGUGGGUCAAAGGUUAUACGUCAGGAAGAAGAAUGCUGCAAUGGGAUUGGCUAUGACCCUCAACGACACGUGUGUGCUAACCGACCUACACCCGGCCUGUUAAUACAGCACCAGUGUAUGCAGGCCACUGUGUGUCCUGUAGCUGCAGCCUCUACAGCGUACUGUGGCUCCUGUGACCUCGAUCCAUCUAUGACUGCCUGCACAUGGGUCCUGUCUGCAGACACACAUCCUGACACACCCUCAACAUACUCACCUUCCAUCAACACCACACAGGAAACUCUCACUACAGGCCUGUAUAUACAUACAAACAGGAGUGAUAACACAUACAAAAUAGCAAAUACACACAGUCAUACACACAUUGGCAGCCUGGGAUACAAGGGAAACCUGUGCUCAUCUCAUGAGGAGGUAGUGUACAGCGGAGAUGCCAACAGAUACACGUAUACAGACUCUGACCUGGAGCCCUUCACCACCUAUGAGUACAGAGUGAGGGGCUGGAACAGCUUUGGACGAGGCUCCAGUGAUGUUAGAACAGUGACCACCAGUGAAGAUAAACCAUGGGGUGUGGCACCGCCCCGCUGGAGUCGGCUAAGUGAACGAGAUGACAUCAUCCAAUUGCGCUGGCAAGCACCUGCCAGGCCUAAUGGGGACAUAACCCACUAUGUUAUACUGCGUGAUGGACAAGAGCGUUACCGCGGUGAUGAGAACAGUUUCACAGAUGUGGGUGGGAUCAGGCCUUUCCAGGAAUACAGUUACCAGCUGCAGGUCUGUAACCGGGCUGGUUGCACUGAUAGCACACAGGUGGUGGCAGUGACAGUCCAGGGAGUCCCAGAGGGGGUGCAGGCUCCAGUGGUAAAAGCCUUGAGCCCCUCCUCUCUUCAUGUGAGCUGGUCCGAACCUAAACGUCCCAAUGGAAGAGUGCAGUGGUACCACCUGAACCAGACCGGUCUUGGAACCAUAUUUACACACAUUGAGGGACCCAGAAAUUAUACUGUGACUGGUUUGCAGCCAUACACAGACUACAGUUUCUUGCUGGUGGCCUGUACAGCUGUUGGAUGUGGAGCCAGCUCAACUUCCACAGGACGCACCCUGCAAGCCUUCCCUGCUGGUGUAUGGUCAAGGCCGAGACACCUGAUAAUAAACACAUCUGCGGUGGAGCUGUAUUGGGAUCAACCAUCCCAGCCUAAUGGACACAUCUCCCAAUACAGACUGAACAGGGAUGGGCACACUAUUUUUACCGGAGACCAUCGUGACCAGAAUUAUACCGACACUGGACUCCUGCCAAACCACAGGUACGUGUAUGAGCUGAAGGCCAGUACAGGGGGUGGGACUGGUUUGAGUGACAAAUAUGUUAUAAAAACACCAGUCUCGUGCCCCACUGGGAUCCCAGCUCCCCACAAUGUGACAGUCUCAGGCCCCCACUCCAUCUCUCUUGCCUGGACCCCUCCUGCUCAGUUUGACAGCAGCCAGCCUGUAAACUACAACAUCCUGUUAAAUCCAGGAAGUGACAGUGCCAUAAUGCAUCAUGCAGGGCAACACCUGCACCUCUCUGUUACAGGUCUAGAGUCUUUCACCACCUACUACAUCAGAGUGCAGGCCUGUCAGAUUGAGGGGUGUGGAGUAGGAGCGGGUGUGUAUGUUCGGACUUUAGAGACCGCCCCAGAGGGUCUGCUGCCACCCACAGUAAAAGCAGCUGGUGCCAGUGUCCUGGAGAUCCACUGGUCACCCCCCCAAAAACCUAAUGGUCUGAUCACCUCCUACCAUAUUUUCAGGCGUCCAGUAGGAACAGAGGAGGAGCUCUUGGUUUUCAUCUGGUCCAGUGGGCCGCUUGAAUUUUUUGAUGCAAGCCCCGCCUUGCAAUCCUUCAGCUUCUUCCAGUACAGGGUUCGUGCCUACAACUCCAAAGGCUCAGUUCUGAGCCAAUGGGCUUCAGCCCAGACCCUGCAGGCAGAACCACAAGAUAUGUCUCCUCCCACUGUCACACCCACCGGUGGAUACUCAGUCCAUCUGAAAUGGAGUGGACCUAGACAGCCCAACGGACUCAUUUCCCAUUAUAGACUGGUUUACAAGAAGCACCAACAGGACCCAACGCUCAACUCAACUGCUGUUACUGCUCUCACUGUGGAGGGUUCAGUCCUAGAAGCAACAGUCUACGGUCUUGAGCCUUACAGUGAGUAUAGUCUACGAGUGGAAGCUGUAAAUGAAGCAGGCAGUGUGUCCAGUCCAUGGGCAGGCACUAGGACCCUGGAGGCUUCUCCUGCUGGACUGACUAACUUUACAGUGGAGCAGAGAGAGCAGGGGAGGUCGUUACUACUAAGCUGGGAUCAGCCAAGUGUUCCAAAUGGAGUCAUCACGAUGUAUAACUUGUACAGUGAGGGGAACCUGGAGUUCAGCGGGCUAUCACGCAACUUCCUGUUUCGUCGUUUGGAGCCAUGGACCACUUAUACUUUGAUUCUUGAAGCUUGUACCUCAGCAGGCUGCACACGCACCCCUCCUCAACAUGUCACCACUGCUGCAGCUCCACCUGCUUCACAGCCCCCUCCCAAGCCGACCCUCAUUGGUCCAGACCAUGUGUCACUUACCUGGGGACCUCCUACCCAGCCAAACGGGCCAAUCAGAGAGUAUUUCUUACUUGGGAGAAGUCUUGAGGAGGUGGGGAGGGGAAAAAGUAAUGAAGAGGAUGCUGAAAGAGAAAAAGUGCUGUUCCAAGAAACAUCCCCACAACAAACUGACACCUUCUCCUACACAGUGACUGGUCUGCGUCCCUGGACUCAGUACGAGUUCAGUAUCCGUACUCACAACCUUGCUGGCCACACCCGCAGCCCCUGGGUGACCGUAACAACAAGACAGGCCCCCCCUCGUGGCCUAGUGUCUCCAACUCUGAGUCACCUCAAAGGCAGACCUAGUGAUGUGUUGGUGUCCUGGACUCCUCCUCUGGAGCCCAACGGGGUACUUCAGUCCUACAGGAUUCAGAGAAACAAUAUCAGUUUCUCAUUUAGUUUUGACCCUACUGUCCUCAACUACACUGAUGAAGAUCUCCUGCCUUUUUCAACAUAUAGCUAUGCAAUCAUAGCAUGUACGUCUGAGGGAUGUAUCACCAGCCCUUAUACAAACAUUACAACCUUAGAGGCUCCCCCUGCAACAGUGGAAGCUCCCACAGUGGACACCAUCACAUCCAAUAGUAUAAACAUUUCUUGGAGGAAGCCACUGACACAGAACGGGGAGGUGACAGAAUAUGUGCUGAAACUGAACAGCCAAGAGGCUUAUCGCGGAAGAAACCUCAAUACAGAGCUGUCAGACCUGCAGCCUCACACAUCAUAUCAGCUGGUCCUGCUGGCUUGUACUAAUGGUGGGUGCACUACCAGUGCAACAAUGUCCACUGUAACUGAGGAGGCUCCUCCGACUGACCUAUCUGCCCCGACUCUGAAGGUCACCGGCCCAGAGUCAGUGGAGGUUAGCUGGGGACCACCAGAGCAUCCUAAUGGCAUCAUCACAGGGUAUGAACUCCGCAGAGAUGGUGAAGUUAUCUAUGUCGGCACUGAGACUCAUUACCACGACUUUACACUUUUGCCAAGUGUGGAAUACAGUUACUUUGUCAGCGCCAACAACAGCAGAGGGACAGUGAGCAGCACAGCAGCCACAGCAAAGACUCAACCAUCAGCUCCUUCUGGUGUCGGUCUCCCCACUUUAUCACCUCUGGGACCCAGCCAGGUGAAAGUGGAGUGGAGCGCUCCUGCCCGUCCUAAUGGAGACAUUGUUAGUUACACUGUGUAUCAGCGAGAUCCAGUCCAGCUCAGAUUGACCACCUCUGUGUACACUCCAGAGGACAUUGCCUUCUCUGAGCGACACACCACCCUGCAGGGCCUGGCUCCUUACCGCAGGUAUGAGGUGAGGGUGGAGGCUUGCACAGCGCUGGGCUGCUCCUCCAGUGACUGGUCAUCUAUACUCACUCUGGAGGCUCCCCCUGCUGGACAGACAGCGCCACUGUUAGACCUUCAGCCUGACACCCACACCAGCCUACAGACCACCUUCCUACUCACCUGGUCCCCUCCAGCUCAGCCAAAUGGUAGAAUCCUGCAUUAUGAGGUGUACCGCAGACUGGACCACACCACUGAUACUCACAGAAGUGAUGCAGCAACACCUGUCUGCAGGAAUGUCUCCACUACUUGCAAAGAUGAAGGACUCCUUCCAUAUACUGUAUAUCAGUACCAGCUGUGGGCAGUGAACUCAGCUGGUCGUUCUGCCAGUCCGUGGACCAGUGGGAGAACAGGACCCGCCCCUCCUGAGGGUGUCGGCCCGCCUAAUUUCCUGCGUGUUUCAGCAACCUCAGCAGUAAUGGAAAUCCAUCCUCCAGCCCGACCCAAUGGGAUUGUUAGCCUUUACCGGGUGUUCUCACUAGACCACAACAACCACACUCUGCUCUCAGAGGGUACAUCCCAUCAGCAGACACUCCAUGGUUUACGUCCUUACACCCAGUACUGGGUAGGAGUAGAGGCCUGCACCUGUUAUCAGUGCUGCAGCCAGGGACCACUGAGUGAGCUGCACACCCUGGCUGCCCCCCCAGCACAUCAGCCCCCUCCUCAUCCCAUCACCCUGACCUCCCGCUCUGUUCAGCUGGAAUGGGAUGAGCCUCUGGCACCUAAUGGAGUCAUUGAGAGCUGUGAGCUACAUCUCAGAUCACCUUGCCCACAGCCCCCCCAGCCUGUGACCCUCCCUUGUGUUGAAAGACCAGUAGAAAUCUGUUUCUUUGGCAAGAGGCGGAGCUACAAUGUGACAGGUCUCCAACCAUACUCCACCUAUGAGCUGAGAGCUGCCUGCUUUAACAACAUGGGCAGCACUGCCUCCAACUGGACUACUGUUACCACACUCUCUGAAGCUCCCCAAUAUGUCUCUCCUUUCUCAGUGGACAGUAACUUGACAGUCAUUUGGCUGGACUGGGCCGGGUCCUUCUCCCUCAAUGGCUACCUGAAGGAGUAUAGUGUGACUGAGAGCCAGCUCAGAGUCUAUACUGGCUUCUACAGCUAUCUCCAUAUUCCACGCACCUCGCAGAAAACUCUGUCAUUUCAAGUGACUUGUACCACAGACAGUGGCAGUGCCAGUACUCCCACCAUCAGAUACAGCCCUGCCACAGGCCUAGAUCUUCUUGAGCCAGAAGACAGUGGUAAACAGGGCGUCAGCAUGUCAGCAACCCCUGUUUACUCUGAGCUGUGGUUCAUUUUGCUGUUAGCCCUGCUGGGUCUGUUUCUGUUAGCCAUACUGCUGGGUCUGGUGCUACAAAGAGCUCUGAGGAAGAAUCCGUCAGCCAGAGAGCGCCCUCCGCUGGUCAUGCUUCAGAAGACAAGGCAGGCUGGAGGAGAGGCGUACACGAGGCCCUGUCCUGAGUUAUGCUCUAAACAUCAUUCCGGCUCUGUGCUACUUCCCGAUCGUCUCACAGGUCUGGCUGACACAAAGAUAGUUGGCAGCAGCUCACGGUUCAGCCCCAUAUCUGUCCUGCGGGUUCCCAGCCAACCCGACAUCAGUCAGACCUACUCCCAGCAUUCCCUGCAUCGCAGCGUCAGUCAGCUGAUUGACAGAAAGUCACUGAUGAUGGAGGAAGGGAGCUGGGACAACCCACUGGGACAUGAUUCUGGACUGUACGUGGAGGAAGAUGAAUUUGUCGACGCCAUCAAGGCCCUAAGUUCUGGGAAAAAGGAGCACACCAUGUUCACUGACACUCAUCUUUAAAACAAGAUCCCUACAACUAAUCAGGUACCACAGUCAUGAUUCAGAACUAGUUUCAAACAAAGACAAUUAAAAUAUUCAUACUUCCUAUUGGAUGUUGGCUGAGGACAGAGACCGACAGGGCUUGUAUAUGAGGUGUGGAAAGUUUGGAAAAGGGAUGUAGACAGUUUCCAGUGGUUGAACAUGAAGGAUGUCUUGAAAAGUAAAAGAGAUGAAGUUAAUCUGUUUUGAAAUAUGAUUCACCACCAAUGACUAAUAAUUAUUUUUCAUUUAAUUUCUUAAAUGCUCUGGAACAGUUCUACCCAAACAAAAACCAGGAGCAGAAGGCAACAAUUAAAAAAAGUUGUUCUGCGGGACAUUUACUGCAGUUUUCAUUAAAUACAUUACCUGUCAGUCCAGUCUUGGGGUGAAAAGGGGGGGACAAGUGUUGUUUGAUUUCAGAGCAGAUCUGAGUAGGAGCAGGGGUCUAACAUCCAUACAUACAGUUCAGAUAUGGACCCAGAUGGCUGUGAUUGUUGGAGAGUGUGGAUAUAUUGGUUCUAUACAUUGAAUUGGUCCAUAUCAGGAUUGUAAUUACGCACCACAUCUCAGUCCCUAAUCAGAUUAAUAACCAGAAUAUUCUGGGUGUAUUAUGAUUCACUGUCACUGUAUGCCAAGUGUUAGUAGUUCAGUUAGUUUGAAAAAUGCAGAAAGAUUAGUUGUUACAGGUUUAUUGUUCACUAUUCAGAAUCAAACCAGGCUAGAAACAAACUAAAUGUCGAGGAGUUUCAAUCACAUCUCCUGCUUCUACAAGUCACUGUGCCUAGUGAGAUUACAGAUGAUCAGCAGCAUUAGUCUUGUAGUUGUAAAACAACAAAUGGCCUUGGUGUUAGUUUGUUUGAUGUCAAAAAUGCCAACUGUUUUUUUUUUAAUGUCUUAAAUGUGGCUGGGAAUCACAGAUGUGCCGUCUGAUUGUUGUGAUAAUGUGAUGUAACUUAAAAAAAAAACACAAUCUGACAUUUUUUUGACUUUAUCAUCUGUGGACAUACAGUAGAGUUUACUGCAAUUUACAUUUAGAAGGAACUGAAUUAACAGAAAUUAAGCUUUUUGUGACUUCUGUGGUAAAGCUAAAUGUCUGGGUUUGAUUUGAUCGUUUAGCUGUCAGUGUUGAGGCUCACUUUUCAUCAAGAACACAACCAAUGAAAGAAAAUAUCUGCAAUGUCCUGUUUUGUUUUUACUGCAGCUAUUAAAGUUUGUUGUAUGUGGAUUCUACAGAUUGAGCCUUUAAAGUUUAGAGGAAGAUAAACACCACAGAUAUUGUAUUUAUCUGAACCAAAUGUUGAAUUUCUUUGUAAUGUCAUUGAGUUUUGAUGUUUUUCUGUACAAAACUGAAGCCCGAUGUAUUGUUAUGAAACCUUUUGUUUUUUUACACUGGCAGUAUUAUUUAUGGUUGUUGUAUUAUAAGUCUUAUUCAUAGAUGAUUAAUUGAUCAGUGUUUGUGUUUUUGGAGAAAUUAUAAAUAAUGGCCAAUGGUCUAGAUAAUA